AUGGUGGAUGCUGCUGGUCUGGCCAUUGCCGGAAUUCUUGGGAUUGUUGGAGCCGUGUGCAUCAUGCAGGCGCUGAAUCCGCACCUCCAUUGGAGUCUGUUCGUACCGAAGCAAAUCCAGAGUUGCGAGGUACAGCUUCUCCAAACGCCUCCCCUCUUUCCAUCACAAGCAGGGGCGACCCUAGAGCCCACCCAGUUGACCCAGCGUCAACACGUUUUUCUGUCUCUGUUAACCCUCCAACUCCUCACCGCCUGGCUGCUCGGCAUGUCAUUGACCUUUUUGGCCAGAAUUUGUCGGGCUUGCCGAAUGAGCGCCAAGCCAUCCUAUGCCCCGAUGGAUCCGGAAGUGCAGUUCAGCUUCACAUUGGUGGAGCACCUCUCCUUCCACGCUUUUUUUGCCGGCAUGACCUGCUUAGGUUUGAUGACCGACAGCUUCAGUGUGGUAACAGGCAGCAGCUGGGAACUUUACGUUCUCUUUGUGGGUGCCCAAACCGCAAGUAAUGUGCUGGAAGCCUUGUAUUGGGCAGUCUACUUACCAGCUGACGCAGGUGUACCAGCGUUUGGCUGGCCAGUGGUGAGCUCAGUGCUCCCAGUGUUGGGAGAACCGUUGGACACUUGCAAGGAUUAUUUCUUUGCCGGGAUUGCCUUGAGCACAGGCACUUGGCAAGGGUACUUAUUUGCCUCAAUUGCCGUAGGCAUUCUCGUCUUUUCCAACAUCUACCUAAGCACCAAGCACAAGCACGCACUGGGCAGAGACUUAUUAGCUGUCAGAAAAGUUUGUUUUCCAAGCAAAACCGAAGGCUUUCUGGCCACACAAACUUCUCCCACGAAGCUCGCCAUCGCUUUAAGCGAAGACCUGCCACAGGCAGUGUUACAAUCACUGUUUGUGUUAACCUGUGGCGGAAGCCCGACGCAAUACGCCUUCAUAGGUCUGAGCAUCACGAAGAUUAUAUGCUGCCUUUCUCUGCGGGCAAUAGCCCUCCGACAGGAUGACCGACAUGGAGAAGCGUCAGCAACCAACGUCGAAUUGUACCAGAUGAUGGUCUUUGCGCUGUCCUUCGUGGUCGGGCCUCAGCACUCCUGGAUGCUCAUAGUGAAAUUCUGGCUGGCAUCGAGCUUGGGCGAGGUUGGGCGACUCCAGGAAGCCCUGGCGAUGUAUCAAGAAGUCUUGGAGGUGAGGAGGUCGGUCUUGGGGCCCAGACAUCCCAGCACACUCACAACACAGCACGAUGUGGCAUUCAGCCUGGACAAUGUUGGGCGACACCAGGAAGCCCUGGCGAUGUUUCAAGAAGUCUUGGAGGUGAGGAGACAGGUUUUGGGGCCCAGGCAUCCCAGCACACUCCUAACACAGGACCGUGUGGCAUUCAGCCUGCUGGGUGAGGUUGGGCGACGCCAGGAAGCCCUGGCGAUGCUACAAGAAGUCUUGGAGGUGCAGAGACAGGUUUUGGGGCCUAGACAUCCCGACACACUCGCAACACAGAACCAUGUGGCAUUCAGCCUGUACAAGCUCGGGCGACACCAGGAAGCCCUGGCGAUGUAUCAAGAAGUCUUGGAGGUGCAGAGACAGGUUUUGGGGCCUAGACAUCCCGACACACUCACAACACAGAACAAUGUGGCAUUCAGCCUGGACAAGCUUGGGCGACACCAGGAAGCCCUGGCGAUACUACACGAAGUCUUGGAGGUGAGGAGGUCGGUCUUGGGGCCCAGACAUCCCAGCACACUCACAACACAGCACAAUGUGGCAUCCAGCCUGGGCAAUGUUGGGCGACACCAGGAAGACCUGGCGAUGUCUCAAGAAGUCUUGGAGGCGAGGAGACAGGUUUUGGAGCCCAGGCACCCCAGCACACUCCGAACACAGCACCGUGUGGCAUUCAGCCUGGGUGAGGUUGGGCGACGCCAGGAAGCCCUGGCGAUGCUACAAGAAGUCUUGGAGGUGCAGAGACAGGUUUUGGGGCCUAGACAUCCCGACACACUCGCAACACAGCACAAUGUGGCAUCCAGUUUGGGCGAGGAAAAGCCACAAGUGCCGAAUGUGAUCAAGGCCUUUUACCAGUCUUUUCCUGCGAGGAAGAGACUGGUGAAGAGGCUCCGUUCAACAGCCCGCAGCAGGACAAUUUUGUCUCUGACUUGACUUUAGCCAAGCGAUGCCACCGAUGAGCAAAAAAAGA
This is a messenger RNA of Cladocopium goreaui, 2167 nucleotides long. Lineage: Eukaryota; Dinophyceae; Suessiales; Symbiodiniaceae. The record is from the annotation of a GenBank genome assembly.